GAACCCGCACCCUCAUGGAGACUACUGAGGUUCUUAAUCUGCUGAACCACAAGAGGAAUGCCAACCACGAUAAAAGUCUUAAAACAAUUGCUUUUGUAAUUGUUUUUCUCUCCUCUGCCCCACCCUCCAACGAAGUGGGAUCUAAGGCAGUUCCCUGCAGGCCUGCAGAGGGUUCUCCCUAACGUUGCGUGGAGGGACAGCUGGGGCCUCGGUCCUCACCGCUGCUUGACGCCAGUUCCCCAGGGUGGUGACUCCAGAUAGUGAGCUUUCGACGCUGGUGCGCGCCCCUUACCACCACCCAGAUUCCGUGAGUAAACCGACGGGCACAAAGUCAGUCCUCCAGCGCAGCACCUGCAAGGACACGUGUAUGGACGCCUAUACAAGCACCUGCAAACAGACACAGGCACCUGUGCACAGACACGUGCACACACAGGCGCAGAAGCACGCGGAUGAGCGCGCACAAACACACGAGCACGUGCGUCUAUCUGAGGCAGCUAUGAGGUCCUGGAGGAGCCGUGGGAGAGACAGCGAGUCUGGGCUCCUUCGGGACAGGGACCCUUGACACCAGACCACCUGGCUCGGGCCUCCAGCCACCAUCCGCAACAGGAAGCCGGCCUUGCGAUUCCUGGGCUCGGCCCAGUGAAGUCUCCAGAUGGGUGUGCGGCAAGCCCAGGCCCCGAGGGGGCGGGCCCACGUGGCACUGUGAACACCUGGCCCCGCCCUUAAUCGCCCCGCCCUGCGCUACCUCCGGCCCCGCCCCACUUACCUCUCGGUCUCCAUUGGAUGUAGCUGUAGCAUCACCGCCCUAGGCCCAGCCCCCUUCCCCGCCUCCCGCCUCCUCACCGCCGCGGGGAGGGUGGGGGACGGCCUGGAGGCGGAGACGACAGCAAGAUGGACGAGUGCCCAGCCAAUGAGCGCCCGCAUCCGCCUAGCAACUGCGGUCGGCCAAUGGCAGGGCGGGGCGGGGCUGCGCGCUGUCAGCCCCGAGGACCUCCCAGCCCGCAGAGCUCGGGGGACUUUGGGGCCCGAGCGGCCCUGGCGUGCCGGGCCACCGCCACUGCACCGUUCCACUGGGCCGGGUAUGGGCACGGGCGACGGCGCGACACGAUGAGUGCCGGGGCCAGCCCGGUCCGCGCCUACGACUUCCUGCUCAAGUUCUUGCUGGUGGGCGACAGCGACGUGGGCAAGGGCGAGAUCCUGGCGAGCCUGCAGGACGGCGCGGCAGAGUCCCCGUACGGCCACCCCGCAGGCAUCGACUACGAGACCACUACCAUCCUGCUGGACGGCCGGCGGGUAAAGCUGCAGCUCUGGCAGCGUUCUCGAGAUGAAGCGGCUUUUCAGAAACCUCUCUUAGACAGACUGAAAUCCGGACUCACGCGGUUGAAACCCACAGCAACUUUUCCAGUUGACUUUUUAAAUGACAGCAAAGAGAAUGAGCCCGGAAAGGUGCCGCCAUCCAGGCCUCCAGGGACAGCGUGCCUGGCACUCUGCCGGGGGCUCGCGCUUUCCGCGGGACACUCCGGGCCAACAACUGGAGGUGUCCCGUCCGCCUCCCGAGCCCACAAAGCCUGCGUCGGGAAGCAGCGACUUCUCCUGACAGGCUGCCUCCUCUUUUCCAGGGACACGUCAGGGCAGGGGAGGUUCUGUACCAUAUUCCGCUCCUACUCUCGGGGGGCACAGGGAGUGGUCCUGGUCUACGACAUCGCAAACCGCUGGUCCUUCGAUGGCCUCGGCCGGUGGAUCACAGAGGUCAACCAGCACGCCCCAGGGGUCCCCAAAAUCCUGGUGGGGAACCGCCUGCACCUGGCCUUCAAGCGGCAGGUCCCCACGGAGCAGGCCCAGGCCUACGCAGAGCGUCUGGGUGUGACCUUCUUCGAGGUCAGCCCGCUGUGCAAUUUCAACAUCACCGAGUCCUUCACGGAGCUGGCCAGGACCGUGCUGCUGCGGCACGGGAUGGACCGGCUCUGGAGGCCCAGCAAAGUUCUGAGCCUGCAGGACCUGUGCUGCCGGGCGGUGGUGUCCUGCACGCCUGUGCACCUGGUGGACAGGCUGCCACUGCCCGUGGCCCUGAGAGGCCACCUCAAGUCCUUCUCGAUGGCCAGCGGCCUGAACGCCCGGAUGAUGCACGGCCGCUCCUACUCGCUCACCACCUGCUCCGGCUGCAAGAGGACCAGCCUCCGCAAAGCCAAGGCCGGCCGCCCCCCCCAGAGCCCCCCCAGACGCCGCAGCAGAAACGGCUGCAGAGUCUCCUGAGGAGGAUGCGGGCGGGCUGCGGGGCCAGCAGAGGAGCGGGACAGCGGGGACAGGAGGCUGCCGGCGUGAAGGGGACCGUGUGCUCAGGGCAACGAGACGUGGCCGUCACGGUCAGGACGGGGCUCACCCGGCGAUCCUGCGUGGCCCUUCACCGGCCUCUUGCUUUGGACCCGGGUUUAUAGAGAGGUCGUGAUCACAGGGCAACUGUUUUGGGGGCCACACUCUCAGCACACGAGUUCCGGGCCAGGGGUUAAACCCCCGCCACAGGUCCUUAACCCACUGCCCCACCAGGGAAUUCCGCAAGUUUUUUCUUAAAAUAACGGCUUCUUUAUAGGAAUGGUGACGUGCAUGGGGUGAGUGCAAAUCCUAGGGAUUCCGAAGAGCAGGGAUGGAGGGGAAUCAGAAUCUUCAGCAUCGCGAGGGGCCUCUCCGUAAACCUCUGUUUAACGUCAAGGCGCUGAUGUGUAAAUGCCACAGGCCCGUUGGAGGUUCCGUGCAGCGGAUCUGUCCAGCGUGUGCAGGACACAGACUUGAUAAAGGCUUUGCUAUGUCAUUGACUACAUUGUGGUGUGAAUAAGUGAUUUACAUGCA
Sus scrofa (pig) is the source of this 2844-nucleotide messenger RNA. It is a transcript of the gene RAB40B, whose product is annotated as RAB40B, member RAS oncogene family. Gene Ontology annotation, molecular function: GTP binding; GTPase activity. The record is from RefSeq and is a predicted model, not a curated record. NCBI's taxonomy places the organism in Eukaryota, Metazoa, Chordata, Mammalia, Artiodactyla, Suidae. Gene Ontology annotation, biological process: intracellular signal transduction.